AUGUCUAAAGCCUCAAUUGCAAUUAUUGGUCUCAAUGGAUUCCUUGGAAAGCAUGUUGUCAAUGCCAUCAACUCCGGUGUUUUUGACUCCAAGAUUCAAUUCCCCAUCAAAGCAAUCACAAGAAAGGAAGGAUCCAAAUCAACCGACAAGAUUGAAUACGUUGUUUCUGCUGAAACAUCACCAAACGAUUCCCAUUUAAUUGAUUCACUCAAGGGAAUUGAUGCUAUUGUUGAAUUAACUGGUCCUAACCCCGAAUUGUUUUCGAAUAUCGAAAAAAUUGUUGAAAAAGUCAAGCCAAAAUUGUUUAUUCCUUCACAAUUUGGUACUGAUAUUCCUCAAGUUGAUACUUAUGCUCCUGGAUUUUUGACUUUAAAAUCUCAACAUUCUGAAGCUGUUCGCAAGUUGGGAGUUAAAGUUGUUGAUGUCAUUACUUCGUUAUUUGCUGUUCCCGGUGCUUUUCUUUAUGACUGGGUUGGAGCAGUUGGUAUUACCGAACAAGGAGUCAAUUUGAUUGGUGAUAUUGAUCAGAAAUUCAAUAUUUCGAAAUUGGAAGAUGUCGGAAACGUUGUGUUGGCAGUUGCAACUCAUCAGCCAUACUCGGAUUUACCUGAUCUAGUUCAUGUUGUCAGUGACACGAUUACCGUUAAAGAUGUUAUUGAGAAAUAUGAAAAGUCAAAGGGAAUUAAAUUGAAUAUUGUGUCGAAGAGAUCAGCUGAAGAAGGUAAGAAGGAAUUUAUUGAUAAGUUGAAUGCCGGGUUUAACCCAAAUGACUUUUUGUUUUAUUUGCAAGUAAUUGUUGCUCAAGGCUUGGAUAAAGGAUUGUAUUUCAGCAAGUUGGAUAACGAAUUGUUUAAUCCUAAAGAGUCAUUGUGGAAAUGGGGUAAAUUUUAA
This is a messenger RNA of Lodderomyces orthopsilosis Co 90-125, 891 nucleotides long. Its product is annotated as Cip1 possible oxidoreductase. The record is from RefSeq and is a predicted model, not a curated record. The transcript has a single exon. Lineage: Eukaryota; Fungi; Ascomycota; Pichiomycetes; Serinales; Debaryomycetaceae. The coding region runs from base 1 to 891 and encodes 296 amino acids.